This is a messenger RNA of Pseudophryne corroboree (corroboree frog), 2326 nucleotides long. It is a transcript of the gene RFC5, whose product is annotated as replication factor C subunit 5. Gene Ontology annotation, cellular component: DNA replication factor C complex; nucleus. Gene Ontology annotation, biological process: DNA repair; DNA-templated DNA replication. NCBI's taxonomy places the organism in Eukaryota, Metazoa, Chordata, Amphibia, Anura, Myobatrachidae. Bases 360 to 1367 code for a protein of 335 amino acids. Gene Ontology annotation, molecular function: ATP hydrolysis activity; ATP binding; DNA clamp loader activity. The transcript has 11 exons. The record is from RefSeq and is a predicted model, not a curated record.
GAGACACCUGUUACUCGCGACCCACCACGUGACCCGGCCCCGUUUCAGGAUACGGAUACACACGCUGUACGCGAGGAUAGAUUAGGCCGUAUAAUAUUACAGUUCCGUGCCCAGGUCAUAGUACCAGAGGGGACACAGGUUACCCCGUGAAGGACAGCCACUGGCCCAACAACACUUGGUGCAGAGCGGCUAAAUUUAUCAGUAGUAGCUACCGCCGUACUGCGCCGCCCCCGUCAUACACAUCUCGCGGGAAGUGAGCUGCUGUUGUCGGGAGGCGCCAAAUCGGAGGAAAGCGCGCUCCCAGUCUGCUGUCUGCACAGCACUGUGAUAGCGGCUACCACUACCGUACAACGGCAAGCAUGGCUCCGGGGACCACAGUACAGGCCCGUCCCAGCAGAAAUCUACCAUGGGUGGAAAAGUAUCGACCCCAAACACUUGAUGAUCUGAUCUCUCAUCAAGACAUCUUGAGCACAAUUCAGAAGUUUAUCAGUGAAGACAAAUUACCUCAUCUUUUAUUAUACGGACCCCCUGGGACUGGAAAGACCUCCACAAUUCUAGCUUGUGCAAAACAGCUUUACAAAGACAAAGAAUUCAAUUCCAUGGUUUUAGAGUUGAAUGCAUCAGACGACCGAGGGAUAGAUAUUGUGAGAGGCCCCAUAUUAAAUUUUGCCAGCACCAGAACAAUAUUUAAAAAAGGCUUCAAGCUGGUGAUCUUGGAUGAAGCAGAUGCAAUGACUCAGGAUGCUCAGAAUGCUUUGAGGCGAGUGAUCGAGAAGUUCACUGAAAAUACUCGAUUUUGCAUGAUUUGUAAUUACCUGUCUAAGAUAAUCCCAGCUCUUCAGUCCAGGUGCACAAGGUUUCGCUUUGGACCCCUUAAUAAAGAGAUGAUGGUUCCCAGGUUACAACAUGUGGUAGAGCAGGAAAAUGUGGACAUCAGUCCAGAUGGAAUGAAGGCAUUGGUGACACUGUCCAGUGGAGACAUGCGAAGAGCGCUCAAUAUCUUGCAGAGUACAAAUAUGGCUUUUGGAAAAGUGACUGAGGAUACAGUAUAUACCUGCACAGGACACCCCCUGAGGUCCGACAUAGCCAACAUUCUGGACUGGAUGCUCAACAAGGAUUUCACAGCUGCAUACAAAAACAUCAUGGAAUUAAAGACCUUAAAGGGCCUGGCUCUCCAUGAUAUUCUGACGGAAGUGCAUCUCUAUGUACACAGAGUGGAUUUUCCAGCAUCUGUUCGAAUGCACUUAUUAACCAAGAUGGCAGAUAUUGAAUACAGAUUGGCUUCUGGGACCAGCGAGAAGAUUCAGCUUAGUUCCCUGAUAGCUGCAUUCCAGGUUACUCGAGACAUGGUUGUAGCAGAAGCUUAGAGUGGGAUGUGGCAACUUGACAUGUGUAAUCAAGGUUAUUUAAGGACAGAACAAUAAGUAUAUUUCACAAGAACGUACAUGAAUUUGUUCUGUUGUAAGAACGAGAGCAUCUAAAUAUGGCGGUGACAGAACAUAUAUUUGGGAACACAGACUGGGUACAGCAUUGUCCCCUGGAGAAUUAGUGUAUUAGUUUAUGCUCAGACAGACACGGUCACUGUAGUUUGUAGUUUUUCUUACUUUUUCUGCAUGGUACAGUAUAUCUAAAGUCCAGUACUCACUGGCAGAUGUGGGGAGAGAUGUGUGCUGAGCGAAACGCUCAGCACACAUCUCUCCCCCCGCUCAGCACAGCGCGAUGUGUGCUGAGCAUGCAGGGAGAGCGGCGGGCGCUCAUUUCACCCAGCGGAUGAAGUGAGUGAACCGCUAGAUUGUCCGCAUGCAGGCCAAUCUAGCACCAGCGAUAGCGAUGCGCGGGGCUGCGCAUCGCUAUCGCUGUGAGGGGUACACACGCAGAGAUCACUGCUUAAAAUCUAAGCAAUCUAGUUAGAUUUUAAGCAGCGAUCGCUCCGUGAGUACCCCCCUUAAGAUCAGUCAUCAACCCCACAACAAAACACCUUCUUUAAAUACAAUGGAUUUGUAUAAGUGAUUAAAAGUGGCCAUACAGUAAAGUGUGUACAUAAUUAUGUGAUCCUAGCUGAUCGGGUUAACACUCCCAGUCAGCUGGAUAGUGUGUAAUGAGCAGUGACCUUCUGCAAGGAAGGAGCAAAUUAAAGAAAGCGUCAUAGGCAAAUAAGGUUAAAAUGGGUAACUAACAAAGAAAGCACUACCUACACAAUUUCCCCAAACAAUGCUCUGUCCUGUUAUAUUGCUGUGCCUUUUUUUAUUAUUGGAAGUGUUUAGUACGAGUUCAUGUAUUUGUAAUUCUUAAGAUAUUUGCUCACAAUAAAAUGUUCUUUUCUAAA